Messenger RNA from Chelonus insularis, 2954 nucleotides. RefSeq lists its product as uncharacterized. NCBI's taxonomy places the organism in Eukaryota, Metazoa, Arthropoda, Insecta, Hymenoptera, Braconidae. The transcript has 12 exons. The record is from RefSeq and is a predicted model, not a curated record. Bases 550 to 2937 code for a protein of 795 amino acids.
AGAGAAGAAACUUCUAUAAAAUUAAUAACGGUUAUUCUUGAAAAUUACGAUUUGAUUACAAACCGAUUUUUGUUUGCUCUAAAAAUCUUUAUUUAUAUUAGUAUUAAUAUUUAAUUCUGUGAAUAAAUAAUGGAAUCAAUAAAAAAAAAUUUGCUAUGUCCAGAAAUAUUUUUGCAAGUAUGUGUAAGAAUAACUAAAAGUAACUUUUCUUAAAGAAAGCUCCUAUUCAAUUGGUUAUUUUUGAAAAUUUUCUUUCGAUAGAUUGAUGCUAUUAAAGAAAUAAACAAUCGGCUAAGAAGUUUUUCCGGAGAACAAUUAGGAAGCUACAUUGAAAAUUUACUUUAUACCGGCAUUGGAAAAAUUAUUUGUGAUAGUUUAUCAAUUCAUAACAAAGAAUAUUUUCUUGAAAUAUUAAACUUUCUCGAACACGUUUCAAAACAUGAAAUUUUUUUUACGGGUAGUUUAGCUGUUUUUGCCACAGCUAAAAUUCUACAGCUUGCAUUUUUUAUCAUUCUAAAUUCAACCUCUGAUUAUAAUCUUCUUAAAUUUAUGGCAGGCUUUAUUGCAAGCUGUUCAGAUCGAGCAAGAAUUAUUCGCACUCCAUUCAUUAUAAGCAGUUACAUCGAUCAAUUAUUAUCUUUAAUAAAAAAUCUGAAUAUUAAUUAUACACAACAUCCAGUCGAAAUAAUAAAUGGUAGUCAUCUUUUAUCUGUUGUAAUGCAGUAUAUAAAUGAUGAUCGCAUAACGAAAUCACAACUUCAUGAUAUACAAAAGUUAUAUGAAGAUUGUUUGAAAGGUUUAAGUAAAAUUAUUUCUGAAAACGUUGGUGAAGAUUUACUACCAAUUUCCAAAGCUGUUUAUUUUGCUUUAAGAAUUUGUAUAGAAGGGUUACGACUAAAUGAAAGCUUUGAUGAAAAUUUUAGUUUUGAUUCUGAAACACUAAAUAGUCAAAAUGUCGAAAAAACGAAAGGAUCUAAGCUGUUACGCGAGAUUAUUCAAUUCUCUUUUGACAUAGUUAUUGAUGUCAUUAUUCCUAACUUUCAAAAAAUAGAUGAAUUUCAAGUAACGCUUUCUGCAUUAAGCAAAAGCUUUGUCAAGUGUUUAACUUUAUUAUUUACAUUGGAGCCUCUUGUUGAUCUUAAAAAAUUAUCUUACCAGUUAAUAAUUGAAAAAUAUUUGAAAUACUUUCUUCGGCAAAUUCAAGAUCCUGCACUGCCAUCAGAAAACAAAAGUUAUAUUCGUGAGUUUAUGGCUCACAUAAUAUUAAUUCAAGCAAAAAAUUUUUUAUCAGUAGAUAAAUGGAGUGAUGGAUCCACUGGUUUUCAUUUAUAUAUUAAUGAUGGACUUUCACUUCUUGCAACAAAUUCCGUAUCUACUUGUGAUUCAUCUAGCAUGGAUGCUCUUCUUUUAUGCUUGUUUCUUCAUUAUAUCUAUAAUUUGGAUGAAAAUGUUAGAAGUAGUUUGCGUGAGAUUCCACUAAUAGAAAAAAUAGUCAACUUUUCUCCAGAUAAUCCUCCUCAAAUACUCAUCAUUCAAAUAACAUGGUUUUUUCUUUCAGUUUUGUUAUUGGAAUAUGACACUAUAAAAUCGAACAAACAUAUAGAUGAUGCAAUACAUCAAAUUAUUUUGCUUUUGAAUAAACUAGGAGUAGAAUCUUGCUACGUUCAUCAUCCAAUAAUACUUAUGAGUGUAUUUCAAACUACUAUAUUUCCUAAUGAAAUUCGUUAUCAAGUUGUUAAAUUAUCUCUGGAAGCCGAGCCACCUAUUACUAACAUUUAUGAAACAGUGGGAGUAGAGAACAAGAAUAUUGUUGUUGCCUCAUUAAUGAAUUCUCUUCUAUCAGGUAAAGGAAAAGUCGUGGAAAGGGCGUCUGAAGAACUUAAUAAAAUAAUACUUGAACAUAACUCAAUUGAUUUUUUCAUCACAACGCUAUUGUGGAAGGAACUUCCUCAAUUAUUAUCUCACUAUGAACAAGACUGUGAAGAAAAUGUUGAAAAAUAUCUGAAAUUAUUAUGUGAAUCUUCCAAUGACAAACUCACAAAUAAUAUGGCAAUUGAAUGUUUUUCAAAAUUAUUGGAAACUUUAGAACGUGAUGAUAUUAAAAUCAACAAGUUCAUUGAAUGUUUCAUAAUUAUUCUUAUCUCAAAAAUUCUUGCUCUUGAUUCAGAAGCAAAUGAAAAGUUUGUUCUGUUACUCAUUGAAAGUAAAAGUUUUAUGCAAAAUCUUUAUAAAAAAACAAGUAAUCAACAUUAUGAUGAGAUUUCUGUUGCAAGUUUUAUCUGUUUGGCUUUAGUGAUAAAAAAUCAAAUGAAAUUUGCUAUAACUAGUAAAACUAUUUUUUCAAUUGAUGUAAACGAUCUAUUUGAAGCACUUUUGCGAAAAUCAUCAGUUAGUCUUGCUGCUUUAAAAUUUUGGGACGCAGUUUGGAGUAGUAAUAUGACAGGCUGUCAGUCUAUAAAUAUUAAUAUUGAAGAAAAUGAAACAAAAACUAUUUUACCAGCUAUAUACCGAGAAAUGUUAGAACUUUUUGGAAGGAUGUCACCAUUUGAGUGGGAAUUUAUGUUCAUUUCUUUAACAAACUUCUUCCAUUUUUGUCGUAAAAAUUGUUCUGAAGUAUUAAGAUGCUGUUGCGAUUAUCCUUGGACUAUUAGAAGGAUUAAUUCAGUGAUCAAAUGCAAAUACGAUCAGCAAAAAUUCUUCGAAUUCGCAGAAACUUGGCUUCGAAAUGCAUUGUAUUGUAAUAGUGGAUGCAUAGAACAAGCUCUUUAUGAUAAACAAAUACGCCAAGUUGGAUAUACCUCUAUUAGAAAUACUCCUUCAUUAUUUCAGACGACAGUACAAAGUUUGAAUGAAUAUAUUUAUGAUUUAAUCAACACAAAUACAAUUGAGAAGGAAAAUGUGGAAGGCUUAAUUCAGAUUAUUUCGAGAAUAAUUUAAGAUUUAGAUAACAGUUU